Messenger RNA from Medioppia subpectinata, 884 nucleotides. NCBI's taxonomy places the organism in Eukaryota, Metazoa, Arthropoda, Arachnida, Sarcoptiformes, Oppiidae. The record is from the annotation of a GenBank genome assembly.
AUUACCAUGUUAAAUGUAAAUGGCUUAAUAUAUUUUAAUUGUUACAUAAAGACACGGAUUAUUGGAAAUUCUCAAUCGACGAGAUGAUUGAAUACGACUUCCCGGCGCUCAUCGAUCACAUACUCAGCGCAACCAAACAUAAGACCCUGAGCUAUAUCGGUCACAGUCAGGGUACGAUCAUGAUGUUUGGUCUGUUGGCCUCUAAACUCCAGUACAACGACAUAAUAAAGCCAUUCAUAGCCCUGAGUCCAGUCUCAUUCCUGGGCCACUCGACUACACCGCUUAUAUACAUGACAUAUUUUGAACGUCUCUACCGUUCAUAUCCAACCUCGCUUUUACAUCUGGGUAAAGUGCAACAAUUUUACGCCCAGUUGUGUGAAAAUUAUUAUAUGCAAGGCUUUUGUCAGAAAAUUUUUUACGCCAUAAUGGGUUUUGGUGCACAUCAUAUGGAUUAUUCUAGAAUCGGUUCAUUCCUGGCUACCAUCCCAUCGGGGUCGGGCACGUGGGCGGGCACUCAUUUGCUACAAAAACUCAUUACAAAAAGGCCUACAAAAUUUGAUUUCGGAGAGUCCGGUAAUAUUGUCCGGUAUGGCCAACCGGUGCCGCCCGAGUACGACCUCUCGGCCAUUAACUCCACAAACAUAGCGCUGAUAUACGCGGCCAACGAUUGGCUCAACGAUAUCAAAGACAUUGCCGUACUUAAGGGUACACUAAAAGUGAAAUUACUGGAUGAUUAUUUAGUGCCGGACCCGACGUGGAAUCACAUGGAGCUGAUGUGGGCCCGGGAUGUCGGCAAAUAUGUCAACACUAGGAUAAUCGNGAUGUGGGCCCGGGAUGUCGGCAAAUAUGUCAACACUAGGAUAAUCGACAUUUUGGAUAAAUGU